This is a messenger RNA of Colletotrichum lupini, 1758 nucleotides long. RefSeq names its product kelch domain-containing protein. Gene Ontology annotation, molecular function: protein binding. The record is from RefSeq and is a predicted model, not a curated record. The coding region runs from base 1 to 1758 and encodes 585 amino acids. The transcript has a single exon. NCBI's taxonomy places the organism in Eukaryota, Fungi, Ascomycota, Sordariomycetes, Glomerellales, Glomerellaceae.
AUGGAGUCUUUUGGAGCUCUCAAGCGGCGGACGACCGAGAUACUCCAGUCUCUCCCGCAGAACCUACCCAAUAUGCCCAACGUCAAGAGGCCGUCUCUGUCCAGCGGCACCGGCCCGAAGGCCAUGAAGGGCACAUGGGAACGAAUCGACGUCCCGCCUCUCGCCCGCUCCUCCCACACUGUCAACGUCGUCAACGGCUCCGCCUACGUCUUUGGCGGCGAGGUCAACCCCCGCGAACCCGUCGACAACGACGUCCACGUUAUCAGGCUUCCCUAUAACAGCGCCGGUGCCGACUACUACAAGAUCACGUCUGCCCCAGCAAAGCAGUAUACCCCGCCCGCCGACCCCGAGCCCACCACGACGCAGACGGAGGAGAAGAUUGACGACGAGAAGCCUGAGGCGUCCGGCGACGACGUCGAGGAGAAGGCUGCUCUGAAGCAACAGCUCCUCGACGAGGUGUCUCUCGCCUCACCAGGCGUCGCCGGAGAAGGAGAAGAAUACUCGUCCCUCAGAGCUGGCGAGCAGACCACAAGUGCGCCCACGGUGGCAGACAAAGGCAAAGGCCCCGCCCUACCCGAACCCCCCCUCCUCGGCGACGUCCCGGGCCCCCGCGUCGGCCAUGCCACCGCCGUCAUCGGCAGCCGCAUCUUCCUCUACGGCGGCCGUGGCGGCCCAGACAUGACACCCCUCGAGGAGGCCGGCCGCGUCUGGGUCUUUGACACCCGCACAAACUCCUGGUCCUUCCUCGACCCCGUACCGCCCGCCCCCGGCGUCACCAACCUCCCCAUGCCCUCCCCGCGUAGCUACCACUCCGCCGCCGCCACCGACCGCCCGCGCGACUUCGCCCCCAAGCACGCCCGCGCAAAGCAGACCUGGCGCGCCUGGGCCCAGGGCGACAGCGCCGACGUCGGCAUCCCCCAGGCGCCCAUCAUAGGCCACGCCGCGGCCAACGCCACGGACGAGGAGGACGACGGCUACGGCACCUUCUUCGUUCACGCAGGCUGCCUCGCCAACGGGGAACGCACAAACGACCUCUGGGCCUUUGACGUGCGGAGCCGGGUGUGGAGCCAGCUACCCUCGGCGCCCGGCCCCGCGCGCGGCGGCGCCGCCAUCACCGUCAGCAAGAGCCGGCUGUUCCGCUUCGGCGGGUACGACGGCAAGGGCGAAAUCGGCGGCCAGCUCGACUUUAUCCACCUCGAGAUGGACACCUUUGACGACGGCGUCUCCAAGGGCGAGAUCGCCGUCCACGGCCGCGGCGGCUGGCAGAGCAUCGCCCAGGGCGCGGGCGCAACCCCCGGUACCGGUGCCGGUGAGCAGGAGAUCCACCUCGUCCCGGGCCAAACAUGGCCCGGCCACCGCAGCGUAGCGGGUCUCGAGGCCGUCACCGUCGGCGCAGGCCGGGAGUACCUCCUCCUCAUCAUGGGCGAGCGCGAGCCCAGCGCGGACGGCCAUGCCGGCGCCGGCGCAAUGUGGGACGACGUGUGGGCGUUCCAGGUCCCGCCGCUCGGCAUGACGGCCGCCAGCGUGCGCGACGCCAUGUUGCAGGCCAUUGGCCGUCCCACGGGCGAGGGCAAGUGGACGAGGCUGUCGAUGGAGCCGUACGACGACGAUAACGACGACGGCCAGCCCGCGCCGCGCGGGUGGUUUGCGGCGGCGGCGAUGAGAGACGUGGAGGAGGCUGGCGUCGUUGUCUGGGGAGGAUUGAGCUCCGAAAACAAGAGACUGCGGGAUGGCUGGAUCUUGAGGAUCCCCGAGUGA